AUGUUCUCUUUACUACGACGUACGUCCGUUGCUUUAUCACUUUUGAAUCCAAGAAGAUAUCUUCACGCUCAGUCUCUCACACGUAUAUACGAAUUGGCUCGAGAGGCAUGUGCAAAUGUCAGCAUAGUCCCAAGAGUCGAUCCUCGUGCCGUUUUCGUCAACAACGAACUUGAUUUGGGCUCGAUAGAUGUGUACGGUUUCGACUACGACUAUACUCUUGCUGUGUACACCCGUGACCUCAACGAGCUCAUCUACGAUUUAGCUCUUCGUCGACUCAUUUCACAAUUCAAGUAUCCGUCGGGUCUCCUGAAUAUCCCUUAUGACCGUGAAUUCUCUAUUCGUGGAUUGCACUUCGACAUUCAAAGCUGUUGUCUUCUAAAGGUGGACGCUUUUUCUCAAAUUCAAGAAGGAGCUGUAUAUAGAGGUAGAAGAAGGUUGUCUGACGAAGAAGUGAAAGCGUUAUUCCCUGGUUUUAAUGUCCCAGAGAUUAAAGGCCGACAAAUGCCACAACUAGUAGAUCUAUUCUCGCUUCCAUGGGCUGGACUCCUUUCUACCGUAGUACAUUACUGCGACUUACACAAUAUUGUGUUCGAUCCAAAAUGUUUAUAUGACGAUUUAGCGGAAUGUGUUAAACAAGUACACGUUAGCGGAGAAAUGUAUCAAAAAGUUUCCGAGAAUCUGGAAGUCUAUAUCCAUCGAAAUGAAGGGCUAAAAAAUUACCUCGAGCUAUUGCAAUCUUCUGGAAAGGAGCUAUUUGUCGUCACAAACAGUCCUUUUACGUUUAUAAAUGUCGGCAUGACGUACAUGUUAGGUUCGGAUUGGAGGAAGUACUUCAAAUACGUUGUUGUUUCUGCAAAAAAACCGGGCUUCUUUCAUGGACGCGAACCUUUUCGAUUAUAUGACCCAGAACAGAAUGUUGUGAAGUUUGUGAAGGUUUCACGUCUUGAAGAAGGGAUGGUUUAUUGUGGGGGCAACAUCGAUGAUUUGUCAAAUCGCGCAGGCUUCAUCGGAAAAGGAGUUUUGUAUUUCGGUGACCACAUCUAUACAGAUCUUGCAGAUCCUGUUUUGAGGUUAGGAUGGCGUACUGCUGCUGUAGUUCCUGAACUUGCUCGCGAAAUUAGAAUUCAGAACGAUGACGUAUACAGAAGAAAUAUCCAGUGGUUGGAGAUGCUCACAGCAAUCAUAGAAGAGUACCAAGCUGGUGCUCAAGAGGAUCCUGAGUCCACAGAAAUAAUCAGUAAAUGGAGGAAUGAGCGGAGCCGCCUUAGAGAAGGUGCAAAAUCCUUGUUUAACCCACAGUUUGGGUCCUUAUUCAGGACAUUCCACAAUAUGACUCAUUUCUCAAGAAGACUGAAUAGAUUGUCGGAUGUUUACACAAGUCGUGUGCCUAACAUGCUGAAAUACGACUUGAAUCAUUGCUUCUUUCCACGUCGGAACGCUCUUCCACAUGAAAAUCUUCAUUCUGUACCAAUCAACACUGAAUGUAUUCUAGAUGAAGUUAGGCAGAAGGAAAAAGUGUAUCGCGAGACGGAACAUAUCUGA
Necator americanus (New World hookworm) is the source of this 1542-nucleotide messenger RNA. RefSeq lists its product as uncharacterized. Bases 1 to 1542 code for a protein of 513 amino acids. The record is from RefSeq and is a predicted model, not a curated record. Gene Ontology annotation, molecular function: 5'-nucleotidase activity. The transcript is spliced from 14 exons. Lineage: Eukaryota; Metazoa; Nematoda; Chromadorea; Rhabditida; Ancylostomatidae.